UCUGCUUUGAUUGGUUAAUAUUUUGGUGCGUUCCCUGUACCGGAAAUGAGGUAAAGAAGUCAAGAUGGGGACUCGUGUGAAGGUUCUGAACGUGUUUAAAGCGCUGCACAGGACGAGGCUUGAUGUGUUCAGAGAUGACAACAGAGCACUGACAGCUGCAAGAUUAAAGAUUAAUGAGGAGUUCAAGAAAAACAAAAAUGAAGCAUCAGAGGAAAACAUUAAUAAGAUGAUCAAAAUAGGUUCAGAUGUGGAGGCUGUGCUUCGACAGACUGUGGUGCAAAUGGAGCAUGUGGGAGAAAACAAACUAUUGCUUCGACCCAGAGAAAGCCUUCUACUAGAGAAUGUGCCGUAUUGUGACCAGCCCAGGAAAAAGAAGUCUUAACAGCUGAUUUGACAUUAAAUUAUUCUCAUCAAAAAAGAGACUCAAUAUCCUACAUUAAAAUCCAUCUGCAAUACAACGGCUUUACACAAAAUAUUUCAUGUUGUUCAGAUUAUGGUCUCAUGAAGAAAUGUUUUUGACUUACUGGAGAUCUCCGCUGUUCUGUUUCAAGAAGUCUCUGCUUCAUAGUUUCAUGUUUAGUGUUUUGUCAAAUGUAAUAUAAUGUAUUUCAUUAAAUUUCAUGUAAAAGUG
Solea solea (common sole) is the source of this 631-nucleotide messenger RNA. RefSeq names its product LYR motif containing 7 (gene lyrm7). The record is from RefSeq and is a predicted model, not a curated record. The transcript is spliced from 5 exons. Gene Ontology annotation, biological process: mitochondrial respiratory chain complex III assembly. The coding region runs from base 65 to 382 and encodes 105 amino acids. Lineage: Eukaryota; Metazoa; Chordata; Actinopteri; Pleuronectiformes; Soleidae.